GGGCUGCGAUUGCACAUCGAUAAUUGCAAUCACGAUCCCGGAAUGACUUAUGCUCUGCACCUGGGCAUGUGAGAGUUUCGCACACGAAUUCUCUUAAUUCUUCGAACAUUUUGUGAGCAGCUGAUGGCGCCAAAGAUCAUAGAAUUCUACUCUUCAGAUUGGACGCUGCUUGGUGAUAGAGCUGGCUUGUCUUCGCAGAUUUGUCUCAUUACAGGUAUGGCCGAGCGCUACCCUUUCAACGAAGAACCCAUUCGCUCUGCCAAGUAUGACAUGGGCAGCGAGGCGACAGACCACAAGAGAGGAAGACACCGCCCAUUGCCCGAGGGGAAUCCCCGAUGUGACAAUGCCGGCGAUGUACGGCGAAGGGGAGGAGAAGGCUUUCAUCAGGCUCCAGCAACAGAUCAUGCAAUCAUCCGAGGACCAGUCCAUAUCUGCCUGGACUGAUCCCGCAAAGACCCUUGAAAAGGGUUGUGGCAUGCUUGCAGACAGUUUUCUGAGAUCAGGAAACGUUAGUUCCUCUGGUGAAAUACUCCAAGGCUCCUCGCCAGUUCUCACAGCUAACGACCAACGGAUCACUAAGCCCUUGGGAGUCAACGGCAACGGAAUCAUCGUCGCUCUUCUCGAUUGCCGGGCUGAGGGGUGUGAAAAUAACGACCGCGUCGCGAUCUGUCUGCGCCGAAUCACACAGAUUGAUGCUAUUGCCCAAUAUGAGAGAAUAUAUGCUGAUGCAUUAAUGCCAAUGUGCUUCUGAAUGUCGACUGGAAGAUGUCUAUGUACGUCAAUUCAAUGGUCUCCAGUGAUCGAAAGCGAGAUCUUGCAUGUAAAGCUUGACAUUUGGACCUAUCGCCAAAGCUGCAAAACUCGCAGACCGCAUCGAUCAAGGAGGUGACGAAUGGCAAGAUUCAUCAGUGCAAGUACGCCGGACCAAGAAGAAACAUUUGAUAACUCGGAAUAUUCGAAUCC
Dissoconium aciculare CBS 342.82 is the source of this 963-nucleotide messenger RNA. RefSeq lists its product as uncharacterized. NCBI's taxonomy places the organism in Eukaryota, Fungi, Ascomycota, Dothideomycetes, Mycosphaerellales, Dissoconiaceae. The transcript is spliced from 2 exons. The record is from RefSeq and is a predicted model, not a curated record. Bases 266 to 751 code for a protein of 161 amino acids.